AUCUUCAAUCUCAUGAAGUACGACAGCUACAGCCGCUUCUUAAAGUCUGACUUGUUCUUGAAACACAAGCGAACUGAGGAAGAGGAAGAACAGCCACCGGAUGCUCAAACUGCAGCUAAGCGAGCUUCCAGAAUUUACAACACAUGAGCCUGACGAGACAGGACUGCCACCUCCACCCUCAUGGAGCGAAGGGAUGUACCCUCAGGACUGUGUGGGGUUGUCAUUGCUUUGUCAUGUGCAAGGACUGAAAUGUACAAAACCCUUCGGGGGGUAUGUGUAUUUUAUUAACUGCUUGACCAGUAAUUUUUGCAUGAUGGCUAAUCUUACAUAAAAAACAAAUAGCUUUGAAGUUUCAGUUCACAAAGCCAAUGAGAUUCCUUCAACACUGGACACUUGGAGCAUUUUAAGUUUGAUUAAACUUCAUGCGAGGGCACAAGGUGAAACUACAGCCACCUUGACCUUGUAAGUCUCUGCCCUGCCUCUCUGACCUCUUGUGCCUCUCUGCCUCUUGUACAUGUCCACAGAUUCAUUUGGCAAAGU
This is a messenger RNA of Castor canadensis (American beaver), 540 nucleotides long. NCBI's taxonomy places the organism in Eukaryota, Metazoa, Chordata, Mammalia, Rodentia, Castoridae. The record is from RefSeq and is a predicted model, not a curated record.